Molecule: messenger RNA, 1687 nt
Organism: Habropoda laboriosa
Lineage: Eukaryota; Metazoa; Arthropoda; Insecta; Hymenoptera; Apidae
Exons: 5
Coding region: 215-835 (206 amino acids)
Biological process (GO): protein secretion; vesicle-mediated transport
Cellular component (GO): Golgi membrane
Source: RefSeq, a predicted model, not a curated record
CGUCGGUAAGUGUAUGGAACAUUUUCAUCCGUACGAUUUCUACGCAUUCACGCCAAGUGUCUUUUUUUCCUUCUUCUUACUUUCAAAUACCAGUUAACUUCGAAGCAGGAUAAAAAACUGGUUUUUAUUGAAUAAGAAAAGAAACGUUGUUCCUCGUUGUCGUGUCGGGAGAAUCGUUAGUGACGUUUGUUCGUCGAUAUCCGUACCUUUGCUAAUGGACGACGAUACAAUUGCCAUCGGAGAGGAGGAUGAAACGGGUCCGAACAGCAAUAAACUUAAGCAUCCAUAUGUUACCAUGUUCCAUUUAGCCUUCAGAGUAGCGGCAAUAGUAGCCUAUAUGUUGUGUGGAUGGUUCUCGAAUAGUUUUAUAACUAGUUUUGUAGUUGUUGUAUUACUUUUGUCAAUGGAUUUUUGGACUGUGAAAAAUAUUACUGGAAGGCUAAUGGUUGGUCUUAGAUGGUGGAAUUAUGUGGAUGACAAUGGAAAAAGUCAUUGGAUAUUUGAAUCUAAAAAGGGUGUUGAACAGAAUCGCAUUAAUUCAACAGAGGCCCGUAUCUUUUGGUUAGCUUUAAUUUUCUGUCCAUUUCUGUGGUCUGUGUUCUUUGUGAUAGCUCUAUUCGGCUUAAGAUUCAAGUGGUUGCUACUUGUUUGCAUUGCCAUUGUUUUAAAUGGUGCAAAUUUGUACGGAUACGUAAAAUGCAAAAUGGGGAAUGAUAGAAAUAUUUCUGCAGUCACCGGCGAUUUCUUGAGAAAACAAGUCAUACAGAAUGUUGCAUCAAUGAUGAGCAAAAGUCCUGCAUCAAAUAAUUCAAGCGAGGCAACUAAUGUGAUAUAAAAUUAAAAAUUCUCAGCCAUGGUAUUAUUUAAGCACAGUGCUGUCGUAAUAAGAAGGAGUAUUCUUAUGGAAAAUAUCAAUUUGUAUAUACAUAUAUAUGUUUGUGUGUGUACGCGUGAGUGUGUGUUUGCGAGCGCGGAUGUGUAACAAUAUCGAUACGCAACGGUAACGAUAUGAAUAAUGUAAAAUAAAGUUGCUAGAAAAAAUAUCCCUGUUCACCCCUCCUCCCCCUCCCUGUCUCAUUUCCUAAGGAAGAUGAACGAAAAGUUGCGUGUGUUACGUUAGUUAUUAGUUUAUUGGUGCCACAGGGCAAUACAUAAUGUACACAUUAUUUCUCCCCAUCAACAGACUUCCUAUUACACAAUAUUUAAUUUGUAUAGGUGUUAAUUAGUAACAUUGCAUUUAUUAUAUUCACUUCAGCCUGUUGUAUUCUUUCUGGCAAGAAAGUAUCACAAAAUAAUUUCCCAUUCUUUCAACGAUAUUUAAUAUUUGACUUAUUCUUUGUUUCUUUAAUUCACAUUUCCGUCGGAAUGAAGGAGUGCAAUCGCACCGAUUACAAUCUUAUUAUCCGAGUAGAUGAACUCUUUGAGAUGAUCUCACGCAUAAUGUAACAAACUCGUCGUGGUAUUGCACGGAGCGAUAGUGGGGCCGAUUGUAUUUUGUUGCAGUAGUAAAGAUCAUCUGCUCCGAAGACGCGAGUUGUAUGCUUUUUUAAGAAGAAGAAUACAACAAACCACAUAUUGCUAUACAUUGUUGGAUAUAAAAAAAUUAGAAACACUAACAAUAGACACGCAUCUAAAGUACAACAUACAGAAAAAUUUCGGAAUGAUACAAAAAAACGCAAUAACGUUA